GCUAUCUAUUAGAUUUCAAACAUUCUAAGUAUAUAUAGAACCUUAUGGUGUGUUAUCGUAAUAAGGUUAUAGUCCAUAUUUGUACACUGUACAUUUAAUGUUUAGUGGUAAAUCUGAGGACUUAUAAUACUAGUAAUCGAACCUAGAUAGUUCUAGUGGGCACAGCAUAGAUAGCCCAUCAUUGUACUUAUUUUUCUCACCUUGUGUUUAGGUUUUCCAGGAAAUGCAGCAGCUGGAUCCAGAGAGUGAAAAUCCUGAACUUGUAGACAGGUUUAACAGUCUUUUCCAGGAAUUUCAUAGAGAAGCUUCCCUGCUGCUCAAUGAGCUGAUGAAUUUAGAAAUGACUCUGAUAGACCAACUAGAAGAGAUACACAGGGAGUUUGAGCAUCAGUUAACAGAGAUGGUCAGUAGUUUUGUGGAAGUGGUUCAGGCUUACAUGACUCAGCUUCGAGAACUGGAACAAGUCUACACAGAACAUGUCAGUGAGCUGACGAUAUCUUGUCUGGAAAGGUUUAUUAGAAAUGAUGCUGAACUGGAUCUACCAGAAGGCCUGCAUGUUGUGUUUGUUGACAAAGACACAGUUAUGAGUGCGAUAAGUAGCUCUCACGAACAACAUCUUGCUGUUAUUGAUGAACGUGAGGAUACUCUUGUAUCCAGGAUUUACACGUGGAUGAACGAGCUUGUGAACGAGUUAAAUUUGGAAGAACAGGACAGAAACAGACACAAAGUCCUGGAAAUCAACCAUUUCAUAGACAACCAGAGAGAAGAGGUGGAUGAACUUCGAGAGCUCGGUAGUCAAGAAGAAAUAGACUAGUGGUUAUAUUCAUCCACAGAAACGUGAAUUGUUCUCAGUUGAAAAUCUUUAUAUAUGUAUAUAUCCAAAUGUAAAAUUUCAUUAGUAGGAUAAGGUAAUAAAAUAAAUGACAUUAAAA
Limulus polyphemus (Atlantic horseshoe crab) is the source of this 932-nucleotide messenger RNA. Its product is annotated as dynein regulatory complex subunit 3-like. The record is from RefSeq and is a predicted model, not a curated record. Lineage: Eukaryota; Metazoa; Arthropoda; Merostomata; Xiphosura; Limulidae. The transcript is spliced from 3 exons. The coding region runs from base 224 to 814 and encodes 196 amino acids.